Molecule: messenger RNA, 621 nt
Organism: Aspergillus chevalieri
Lineage: Eukaryota; Fungi; Ascomycota; Eurotiomycetes; Eurotiales; Aspergillaceae
Product: putative TBP interacting domain protein
Exons: 6
Coding region: 1-621 (206 amino acids)
Biological process (GO): homologous chromosome pairing at meiosis; meiotic joint molecule formation; meiotic strand invasion involved in reciprocal meiotic recombination
Cellular component (GO): DNA recombinase auxiliary factor complex; condensed nuclear chromosome
Molecular function (GO): recombinase activator activity; double-stranded DNA binding
Source: RefSeq, a predicted model, not a curated record
AUGGAUAUGCAUCGACUAACCUGGAUCCAACCGGGUUUGGUAGGAAAGCAAAAUCGCCCAUAUUCGGCGAUCGAUAUAUCGUCAAACCUGCACAACAAGGUUACCAAGGCAUAUGCCGCAAAAGCCCUACGUGAAUUACAUCAGAACAAAGAGAUUGAAGGACGGGUAGCUGGAAAACAAACUGUUUAUCAUGCUCUGCAGGACUCAUCCGACGAAGACACAAGCGAAGUCAUAGCGAACCUCGAUGAGAAAAUCAAGCAAUUGGAAGAGAAACUCACAACCCUGAAGACCGAUGAGAAAAACUUGCGAGCUGAGCUGGCAACCCUUCGCUCCAAGCCUUUACUCUCCGAACUCCGACAGGAUAUCGGCCGACUCGAAAAAGAGAAAGAAUCAAUUCUUGCGCGAUUGGAUGAAUUUCACGGGCAUGAUUCGUCGGCGCAGGUAUCACCGGAGAAACGAGCUGAAGUCGAGCGAGAAUGGAAGCGUUGGCAGAGACAGGUCAAUAUGCGCCGCCGUAUCUGCCGUGAUAUGUGGAUGAAAUGUUCGGAGGUCGUACCUGAAGGCAUGACUCGUGAGGAGCUAUGGGAAUCCUUGGGGCUUGAGGGUGAUUGCAAAUGGUAG